CUAAGCAUCGAGCGACGUCGGUGCCUAUACGAGAAUGAGCGCAAGGCGCUGGGAUUCCCCAAGUACCGCCAUGUCAACUGCAUAGCCGAGUGUCAUCGCCACAGUACGCUCUUGUACUGCAACUGCACACCAUUCUUCUUCCCCACCGAAGGGUACCUGCCAGUGUGCGACAUUUUUGGGCUUAUAUGCUUAUCGGAAUUCAACGAUAUAUUUAAUUACGAAAAGCCUGAAAGAGACAACCCUUUCUUCGAUGACGGACAGGAUGGAAUGGUCUGCAAAUGCGAACCCGACUGCGACCGGAUGGAGUAUACGUCAGAGUUCUAUGUAACCCAAGGAGGUUUCAACACCGGCGAGGACCAAGUGUUGCUGGAUGUGCACUUCAAACAGCCUACGGUAGUUCAAUAUCGCACUGACGUGGUGUUCGGCUGGCUCGACCUUACAGUGUCUCUAGGUGGUAUUGCAGGUCUCUUCAUUGGCUUCUCGUUGUUGAGUGGGGCAGAACUCGUUUACUUCCUGACGUUUCGGCUCUACGGUUUAUGGAAGACAGAAAGAAACAACAGAAUCAAUCCCAAGACGAACCCACAACAACUGAAAAUGAACCAUCCAACGCAGCAGAAUACAGUUCGCUUUUAUAAACCAGAGGGCAUGAAAACCUCGUUUAAAAAAGUAAAAAAAGUGUUGCCACAGGUAUAUUGAUAGCUUGUACAUAUUUCAUAGCAGCGUCGGUAUAGAAUAUAGACAAGGUGUUAUUGAAGCGACAGGGCUACAGAUUUUAAACUAAUGUAAAUACAAAAUAGGGAAUUUGAUUUCAACCAACUGAUCUAGAACAGGCAAGACCAAGAAACCUCCCACAUCGGAGGAGGCCAAGGCCCGAUAUGGGCUGCAGAGCCAUUGGAUGGAUCGAUCUAGAACAGGAGUGGGCAAACUACGGGCCGCGGGUAGGGAGCGGCCCUCAAAUAAUUAAAUCCGGUCCGUAGCGAUCUGAAUAUAAGCCUAUUGUUAGUAUAAAACCUUAAUUAAUUUUAAUUAUUCAUAUUGAAUAUAGAGGAAGCACUAUUAAACGUAAAGUAACAAAAUAGACAAGAAUAUAGAUGUGAGAUUUUAGUUCUGACUGCCGUGAGGACGAGGCCCAUGUCUGGCGAGUUUAAUCAAUAGAUAAUUACUGUUUUCGUUUACUUCGUUUGUAAGUCGGAGUGAAGAAAUCGGGUGGGGUCAUUCCAGACUGUUUCAUGUGUGUUCUAAUAUUGCCUUGAGAGAACACCGCUUAAGAGUAGACGAUAUUGUGUCCGAAUUGUAUCGCAGCCAUGGCGAAUGUUU
This is a messenger RNA of Zootermopsis nevadensis, 1317 nucleotides long. Lineage: Eukaryota; Metazoa; Arthropoda; Insecta; Blattodea; Termopsidae. The record is from RefSeq and is a predicted model, not a curated record.